This is a messenger RNA of Hyalella azteca, 3013 nucleotides long. RefSeq names its product palmitoyltransferase ZDHHC22. The record is from RefSeq and is a predicted model, not a curated record. Gene Ontology annotation, molecular function: palmitoyltransferase activity. NCBI's taxonomy places the organism in Eukaryota, Metazoa, Arthropoda, Malacostraca, Amphipoda, Hyalellidae. The transcript has 7 exons. Bases 239 to 1237 code for a protein of 332 amino acids.
CACUCAGUUCAGGUAAAGCGCGGGGAGAGUUGCAAUCAAAUCAAUACAGAGCUCGGGAGCAGCAGCGGCAGCUGUACACAAAAGUAGCUUCAUUGCGACCAACUCCGACCUCUCAGCCUCUGGCAACACACAGCAUGGCUGCAGUAGGUGCCCUGCUGUUUGAGUGAGAGGACGUGAGCGUAUCAGCAUGCACGUUAUGGUGGACUUUCUUCUCUGACAAGACGUGUUCUCUUCGGUGAUGAGUGGUCUUCCUCACAACAAUGUGACAACCUGUUGGAGUAGUCUUACCUUCAAGAAGGUCGCUAUACUACUCUAUUGGAGUCUCGGAGGAUUUUAUGGCUGUGCCAUGUUGCGCGCCGCACAGCGAGCUUUUCUGCGACGCUGGCGAGAUGGCGCGCUGUUCCAGCUCAGACCACCUGCGCGCACCCUGAAGGUCUUCAUGGCAUACCUCACCAGACUGGGUCCCAUCUCCACCCUGGUCAUCAUACUGCUCCUCAUACACUUCACUUAUCAGUUGCUGCCGGCCAGUGUAUUUUCAACGUUUCUGCUCGUAUUCUUCAUAGUCGAGCUUUUCGGUAACUGGCUUCUGUUCUUGCGGACCAAAAGCUUCAUCGAGAAAUGCACCGGCAACAGCGAGAUCAGCCCAGGACUCUCACACAGCGAGUGCCGUCAUUUACGCUAUUGUCCGAGCUGCAAGAUUUACAAGCCAGAGCGCUCGCAUCACUGCUCGUUAUGUGACCGCUGCAUUCACCAGCGAGACCACCAUUGCUUCUUCCUAGGCACCUGCGUGGGAGGCUAUAAUCUCUGUUAUUUUGUCAUCUUCUGCUUCUACGCCUGCAUUGGAUGCUUCUAUUCGGCAAAUAAGCUACACAAGUACUACUCGCAGACGUACCUCAGGGAUUUCUGGUCUGCACAAUUCCAUUAUUAUUUCUACCCUGUGACGCUCAUCCACUGGUUCUAUGGCCAGGCGGCUCUGGCCGAGGUCGGUUGGGUGACGCUGCUUUAUAUCGCCGUCGCCACAGUGCUCUUCACUGGAUUCUGUGUGACGCAGCAGCUCUUUUACGUCUUCAGGGGACAAACUGCCUACGAGUACAAUAAAGGCCUCCUGAUGGUGCACAGGUCGGCGGCUCACAAUUUCCUGCAUGUGUUCGGGCGGUAUUGGAUGCUUCAGCUGCUGGUGCCGCUGCCGCGCUGUUACAGAGACAUCACGAAUACGACCAUUCUGAAGAUUGUGUGAGACGUGACCGCAGGGCUGCAAGUAUGAACCCUUUAUUUGGGAAAUAAGUGUCCUGAUAUGUAAUCACAACUCGCUCUCAUACAGCAACAUUCACAAAUGUCAUCGUAAUAUUAUAAAGUACUUACAAUUAGGCCCUAACGAAUAGUUAGAGAGAGGAUGGAGUGAGUUAGACGCCUGCAAGGCUGCAAGUUAAGGAGCAAUAUUUCAGUUACUCUUUUUACCUUGGGUAUGACUUAAAUACCUCAAUGAUCAUGGAAUCAAAUUUUGCAUGCAGUCAUAUUUUAUUCGUUCUUGAUGCGGCAGACAUGAUUUUUUUCUAAGCGCUGAUUGUUCUUGAAUACCGAUUAAGUAUGAAUUUAUUCAUAAAAAAUGCAACAGAUGGCUUGUCAUCAUCUAUACUAGAUUUUAUAAACAUGGCCGCCGAGCUAGGGGGUGUUGAAAGCUUAGUAUACUUAUAACCAAUUUAUUUUGCGUGCGAUCGGAAGAAUGGAAACUGUGCUACCCAUACAUUCUGUACGAGGCGUUGUUUAAAAAUGCUACCAGUUCCCAAUCAGCGCUGUGUUAAUCUGCCAGUAUAUAAUAAUUUGCCAUAAUAUUGCCGAGGCAAUGCACUAAAUUUAUAUGUAGUCACAGACAAUUUUUGAUACAACAUACCAAUGAGUUUGCGCAUUAGCUAAUUUUUUCCAUUCGAGAUAGCACCAUUUUCAACUGGAGCCAGAUGCUUCAUGCACAUUUGUAAUCUCGUGAAACGGUAAAAGUAUAAGGAUACAUCUCGAGUUGUCAUGACAUUAAUUAAGAAAACCUGUUUCCACUGAAGUCGUGAAUUGAGUACCUGAGGAGCCCAACUUCGAAAGCAAAGUAUUUUGUAACUUGCACUUGCGAUUACCAAAUUAACUUGUCGUUCAUAUCAAGUUUGACUAAUUGUGAUGUGGCCAACGUGUAGGUUACGAGGCUUAUCACCAUUUAUAAAAUGUAUACUACUGUACGUAGCCAUGUAAGUAGCUUGUUAGAACGCUUCCGACGCUUCUGUGAUGUUCUAUAGUUCCCUAUCCCUUGCAGUAGGUAAUAACAAAAUUGCACCGAUGCCCUUCAUCCUCACAUGCUUUUCUACUAAUCAUGCACGCAGCAGGCUGAAGCACCGUCGAUUAUUAAGAUGUAUUCGUAAUUGUGUCACUGGCAACUGUUCAGAUAAUUAGUUAGUUUUGACCGUCUGCGCGAAUAGUGAAGAAACUCCCCUACAUUCUUAUCGAAUAACUAUGCUUUGCUCAAUGUACGUAGCCUUAGUAACCAAAUUUCGAAUCCCAGUCUACUCUUCGCUUCAAUUAAAGUAGGCGCAAUUCAGUUGUUCAUCUGCAAGGGCAUUAUUACACCUAGGAACUAAUAUUCUUACAUCGAGGAAUCAAUAAAAACCAGUAAGUAACAUUAUUGACGUGCAGGUUGUUUCAGUAAAGGGAUGAAAUUACAAUGGGAUGAUUAUGAUUCACAGAUCUAAAGUGUUCCCACUUACAUCCAUGUGAGCGAAAAAGUAAAGCUACUCGAUAUAAAUGGCUCACAACAAGCAUCGACGUCGUAAUUGCUAAUUUUGUAACCAACUAAAUGUUGGUUAACAAAUGUUCACUAUUUUGAAUGUAAUUUUAUGCCAAAUUAACGUUAGUAAUCCCUGAACAAAGCACAGCGGCUGUCACUAUUCGACUUGCCCAUAAUGUAAAAAAUUUCGCCACACGCUUGUUGCUAUCCUAUUUUUUAUAUGCACAUGAUAAUAAAGCCUUAAUGAUA